AUGAAUGACAAGAAGUUCUCCUUCAUGAUGGGCAUCUUCUGUAUCCUCAACACCAUCCAGUUCCUCAUCUUUGAAGUGAACGAGGUUGCAUAUAUUGGCUACGAGGACAACUUCAGCAUCUACAAUGAGACAAAGUCUGAGCUAGUCUCUUGGGUCACGACCUACAAGAAGAACAUCAACAUCUGCCUAUCCACCAUCACCCUCAUGGUCAGCUCCUUGUUCCUCUACUGCAUCCACAUCAGCAACUACGUGGGGCUGCUGUGCUACACCAUGUGGAUCAUCACCUAUGAGCUCCUCAGCUUCUCUGUGGUCCUGCUCACCAACGGGACCAUCAAAGAGCAGUUCAGGGAGCUGAAGUACUUGCACUUGAUUUUCCAGGUCUCUCGAAUGAUCCUGCACUUUUUCUGUCUGCCCUUCGUCACCAAGUAUGCGUACUCCCUUUACAAGGACCUCAAGACUUUAAGCAAGAUAGGCCGCUACCGCCUCUGUGCUUACUUAACCAUCUCAUUGGUUCAGUUCUCCACCCGGCAGCUGGAAGGAUCCUGUUGA
This is a messenger RNA of Balaenoptera acutorostrata (minke whale), 549 nucleotides long. RefSeq names its product transmembrane protein 217B (gene TMEM217B). NCBI's taxonomy places the organism in Eukaryota, Metazoa, Chordata, Mammalia, Artiodactyla, Balaenopteridae. The transcript is spliced from 3 exons. Bases 1 to 549 code for a protein of 182 amino acids. The record is from RefSeq and is a predicted model, not a curated record.